AUGCAUUCCUUUCCUCGUCCCUUCCUCCUUUUAAUCCUGCUCACAAUUUCUCUCGCUCAGACCGGUGUGGGCUCUUGGAUCUUUCCCCCUUCUGGAGACUUCGAUCCCUACAGCUCUAUCGACACCGGCCCAGCUUCAUGGCCUCCUGGGCCCGAGCCUGGUGCGCCCAAGCCCGGUGCCCCUGCUCCGUUCCCAAGCCCACCGGCCUGGGUUUCUUGGCCAGAAACAGAGACCUCUUCAACUACAACUCGCAAGACGAUUAAGCCAACUACAACCACUUCCAAAACCACUUCAGCCUCGCCUACAACGUCGUCCACGACUUUCUCUACGAGUAUGACUGCCAUCACAACUACCACCACCCCUAUCACUACCACUACCACUACCACUACCACUACCACUACCACUACCACUACCACUACCACUACCACUACCACUACCACUACCACUACCACCACAACCCCCGCUGUCAUACCAACUAAUUGUAAUCCCGGUGGAGCUCAACCGACCUUCAUCCUCGUCGGGAGCGAUAGCGGCACAGUCUAUGAUGGCCAGUAUGUCUCAAGCGUCGACCAAGCAAUACAGAAAGGCUAG
Messenger RNA from Cladophialophora bantiana CBS 173.52, 591 nucleotides. RefSeq lists its product as uncharacterized. Lineage: Eukaryota; Fungi; Ascomycota; Eurotiomycetes; Chaetothyriales; Herpotrichiellaceae. The record is from RefSeq and is a predicted model, not a curated record. The transcript has a single exon. The coding region runs from base 1 to 591 and encodes 196 amino acids.